CAUAUGGCUCACAGAAGGUACUCAAAAUGCCUGCUGAAUGAAUAAACGAAUGUCUUCCUACUAAACUGCAGGUCUUUGAAAGCAGGGGCCAUACUUCCUAGCGGUCAUAUCCCUAGAACCCAGCACCGGGUGUGGCACACAGUAGGCGCUUAGGGGAUUAUGAAUGGAUAAAUGACUGCAGGCAGAAAAUCAUUAAGGCUACAAAGCACACAGAGGUAAGAUACUACAGAAAGACCGCUACCAGUUGUAGGAAUGCGGUGAACAGAGGAAGCUUGGCUUGCCAAAGCCUUCAAUAGCGCAAGGACUGCUGGGAAGGCCUGGCUCGAGGCGCUCCACCUUCUGGAAUCCCGGGAAGAACGCGGACGGCCGUGUCCCGCCUCUCCGCGCCACGCCCCCGCCACGCCCUCGAUGCUCACGUGACCGCGGGGGCGGAGCGCUGGGGUAGCCCCUGCGAGCCAGAGCCAUGGCCGGCUUGGUGGAUUUCCAGGAUGAGGAGCAGGUGAAGUCUUUUCUGGAGAACUUGGAGGUGGAGUGCAACUACCAGUGCUACCGCGAGAAGGACCCGGAUGGUGAGCGCCGCCAGUGCAGCCUGGGCACACGUGGGAACUCGAGGGGGAUGGGCAGAGGCCGGAGAGGUUGCUAUCGGCUAGUGGACUAUUUGGAAGGGAUCCAGAAGAAUUUUGAUGAGGCCGCCAAGGUGUUGAAGUUCAACUGUGAAGAGCACAAGCACAGUGAUAGCUGCUACAAACUAGGGGCCUAUUAUGUGACUGGAAAAGGAGGACUGACCCAGGACCUGAAAGCUGCCUACAACUGCUUUUUGAUGGCAUGCGAAAAGCCUGGAAAGAAGUCUCUAGAAUCAUGUCAUAAUGUUGGUCUUCUGGCACAUGAUGGACGGGUCAAUGAAGAUGGCACACCCGACGUGGGGAAGGCCAGGGACUACUAUACAAAGGCCUGUGAUGGUGGCUAUGCCUCCAGCUGCUUCAAUCUCAGUGCCAUAUUCCUGCAGGGUGCCCCUGGCUUUCCCAAAGACAUGGGCCUGGCAUGUAAAUACUCAUUGAAAGCCUGUGACCUGGGCCAUGUCUGGGCCUGCGCCAAUGCCAGCCGUAUGUACAAGCUGGGGGAUGGUGUCAACAAGGACGAGGCCAAAGCUGAGCUGCUAAAAAAUAGGGCUCAGCAGCUACAUAAAGAACAGCAAAAGAGUGUCCAGCCCUUAACAUUUGGGUAAUAUGGCACAACUUCCCUCCCAGGCAACAAACAACCUGAGACUCAUCCUGCCUGCUUAUUUUUGAGCCCUGAUGCAAUCCUUGAAGGUCAGCCUGCUGGAGCAGGAAAACUUGGGACUUGAAUUAGUAGCACUGGUUGCAGAGAUCCAUUGCCCUAGAGUUCCCCACUGGGGUGUAGCCUGUGAUGUUUAUUUCGAGUCAGUAGUCAUGACUGCCACCCUCUGACUUACAUAAUUACUGAUGUAGGCUUGCUUUUUGCCUUUAGAGUCAGGUCUUUCCAUAAAUUCGUAGAAAUCAGGAGGGAUAUGCAACAUACAGGUUAAACGUCAUUAUGCUUCAAGGUUGUUAAAGAGGAAGCAUAAGCCUGCCUUUCUCUAGCAGAGACAUUCACAGUUGAAAAUUAGCAUCCCCAGUGUAGUCACCUGGCACUGAGGGAGCCAGAUUAUUCCCAAGGAGCAGAAUAUUCCCAAGGCAACUUCAGCUAGGAAUUUGUAAGCAAGGACUUUGUGGCAUUUUGUACCCUGGAACUGAACCUUUUUAACUGUCUCUGUGAAUAAACUGGUUUGAUUAAUUUAUAA
Messenger RNA from Microcebus murinus (gray mouse lemur), 1801 nucleotides. Lineage: Eukaryota; Metazoa; Chordata; Mammalia; Primates; Cheirogaleidae. The record is from RefSeq and is a predicted model, not a curated record.